This is a messenger RNA of Dreissena polymorpha, 2691 nucleotides long. RefSeq names its product sodium-dependent glucose transporter 1-like. The record is from RefSeq and is a predicted model, not a curated record. The coding region runs from base 99 to 1436 and encodes 445 amino acids. Lineage: Eukaryota; Metazoa; Mollusca; Bivalvia; Myida; Dreissenidae. The transcript has 4 exons.
CGUAAACAAAUCCCUUAUCGAAUGGUCUUUGACACGAAGUAAUGCGACCAAAUUUUAUCUUCAUACUUGUUCCUGUCUUCAUGAUUUAGUCUCAUCAAAUGAAGGCAGCUAUGACUUCAAGGCGAGACUACCACAUCACCAUUUUCCUCUUUCUGGCAUGGGUUACCAAGGGUUUAUAUCUUGAAGCACUCGGCCCGGCGAUGAUAGACCUAAAGCUGCUCUACAAAACCAACUACGAGAGUGUGACGCGCGCGGUCGCCGGCAGAGGCGUCGGUGGCUUCCUGGGGGCGGUUGUCGGCGCGUUCGUGGUGGACAAGUACCAGCGUCAUCUGGAUCUUUGUUGCGGCGUGAGUACCUCGAUAGCCGGACUCUGUGUCGCCAUGGUGACGUAUGUGCCGUCCAUUGACUACGUGUGGCUUUUGUACUGUGUGCUGGGAUGCUGCAGUAAUCUGGUUAACAUUGCGGGCACGAAGCUGACGCUAGCAAUGUGGCGGGAGAAAAGCUCUACCCUUCUGCAACUUCUGCACAUGGGAUACAGUGUGGGGGCGCUUCUUGGUCCGAUCAUCUGCACGCCCUACCUCGCUGUCGUUCAAAAGGAGUCCGGCGAGCAUAAGUUCCGAAUCCUAAAGGAGACGCAGGUCGAUUUCGCGUUUUUGCUAAUCGGUCUGUCAACUGUUGCCGUGGCUUUACCGUUUUUUUACUUCCACUACUUUUCUUUCGAUCAAACUGAUACAAAAAAUGACGACCCGGACCAAAAGACGAUGAAAUUUCGAAAGUCCACGUGGAGAGACAAAAUAAAUCCAGCUUUCUACGCAAACGGAGAUUUUACUUUUGGGUUGGCCGUGUUAACAUUUUUCUUCGUGUAUUUCUUCACACUAGUGGGCGGGGAAAAGACGUUCAUGAGUUUUGUGCGGACCAUAUCCGUGGAUGUGUUCAAAUUCGAUAAGACGGACGCCUCUAUGUUGAAUAUUCUUUUUUGGGUUUGCUUUACUGCAGGACGAUUAACAGGUUCGUUUGUUUCGCAUUUUGUUCAAACGAAGACGCUUUUGACUAUACUCGUUUCCGUGAACGCAAUAUCAUCGACAUUCGUAAAUGUGUACGGUCUUUCAAGCGUUAAUGCCUUGUGGUUUUCCGCCAUUUUGCAAGGCUUCGUGAUAUCCCCGCUGUACCCGCUCGGCGUUGCCUAUGGUAACACCCUUGUGACCGUUUCCGGUUUCUGCCUGAUGGUGAUCGUGUUCGCUGGGAGUUUCGGGGACAUGACGUAUCUAUGGAUAGCGGGCCGACUUUAUGACACGUAUGGGGCAGGGAAAAUAUUCGUCAUUUUUAACUUCGCACUGUGUUUGUUUGCCUUGACGGUGUGGGCGUUUCAGUUGUUCAUCCAGACAUACAGAAAAAGCAGUAAAAAGAUAAUAUCACUACCGUUGUUGAAAUUAUAGACAUACAAAACGGUUAAACACGGCCAGUAAGGCGACUAAGUGCGUUAUUUUUCGCGCAAAAAAUCCAAAUAUAUGCAUUUGUCCAUGACACUAGGGAACUCUUCCCCUGUCACUACUGAUAUUGUACUGUGCAUAAUUAUUAACCAGGUUUUCCGAAGGAAAAAACUGGUUAUUAGAUUGGCGAAUGCGGGCGGGCUGGCUGGCUGGCGGGCUGGCUGUCUGGCGGGCUGGCGGAAUAAGCUUGUCCGGGCCAUAACUAUGUCGUUCAUUGUCAGAUUUUUAAAUCAUUUGGCACAUUUGUUCACCAUCAUUGGACGGUGUGUCGCGCGAAAUAAUUACGUCGAUAUCUCCAAGGUCAAGGUCACACUUUGAGUUCAAAGGUCAAAAAUGGCCAUAAAUGAGCUUGUCCGACCCAUAACUAUGUCGUUCAUCGUCAGAUUUUAAAAUCAUUUGGCACAUUUGUUCACCAUCAUUGGACGGUGUGUCGCGCGAAAUAAUUACGUCGAUAUCUCCAAGGUCAAGGUCACACUUUGAGUUCAAAGGUCAAAAAUGGCCAUAAAUGAGCUUGUCCUGGCCAUAACUAUGUCAUUCAUUGUGAGAUUUUAAAAUCAUUUGGCACAUUUGUUCACCAUCAUGGGACGGUGUGUCCCACGAAAGAAUCACGUCAAUAUCUCCAAUGUCAAGGUCGCCACGACUAAAAAUAGAUUUAAAAAAAAAAAAACUUACAAAGGGGGUUAAUUUUUUUUGGUCAUUUCAAAAGUUCAGUUUGAGUUUUCUCCCUUUAUCAGAUUUUUUUUUCACAAUGAAAACCUGGUUUUGUGACAAUUUUGUCCCUUGUAUUGAUUUGUUAUCCUAAAUUUAUCAUAUUUCAAGUUUGAAGCACAAUCAUACUACAUGGUUUAUGGCAUAUUAUUAUUACAUAUAACUGAGUUAACAGCAGUAGUAUAUAUAUCAACAUACAAUAUAUCGUCACGUUAUAAAGAUAUGUACAUCUAAAUUGUAUACUUUUUCUUUAUUUACAAAAUUAUGUAUGCAUUUAUGGAUGAUGUAUCUUUGUGUAAUCUAGUCGUCACAUUACGUUCUUUUGUCCUUUUCAUGUAGCAGCUGUUCCUAUUAAUCUCGUACGAUCGUAUUUAGCACUAUUUUACGAACUUUUGGCGUAGUAUCUAAGUUAUUUCUACCGGUGUAUUGGACCAAACAUUAUUUUCAAGAUGUGCGAAUUUUGUAUGAUCUUGAUUAAAAUUAGUUAAAUUGU